Messenger RNA from Prunus armeniaca (apricot), 1113 nucleotides. The record is from the annotation of a GenBank genome assembly. NCBI's taxonomy places the organism in Eukaryota, Viridiplantae, Streptophyta, Magnoliopsida, Rosales, Rosaceae.
AUGUCUGACCUUGAAACUCUAAAUCUUGGUCGUAACAAGCUCAAUGGACAGUUGACUGAUAUGUUUGGGAAACUUUCUAAACUCAAAGAGCUUGAUUUAUCGUACAACUCAAUGACUGGCAACUUGCCUCAGAGUUUUGGAAAGCUCUCAAGCCUGAAAAAAUUGAAUCUGCAGAACAAUCAAUUUACUGGUCAAAUCACUCUACUUGUGUACACUCCCGUUGAGGACCUGAAUAUUGAAAACAACCGCUUUUCUGGCUGGAUCCCUAACGAGCUGAAGGGUAUAAACAUAAAGUCUGGAGGAAAUUCUUGGUCUUCUGGACCAUCUCCACCUUCUCCCCCUGGUGCACGCCGUAAUAGAGGAGGAGGAUCUUCCUCACAGAGUGGUGGGGGGAAGUCUUCUGUAGCCACCGGAUUAACCAUAGCUGGGAUAGCUCUGGCCAUAUUUUUGGUGCUCGCAAUUAUAAUUGCCCUUUUUUCACGAAGAAGACGUCCUUCUACUUCACACCUCCUGGAUGAUGACAGGCUUAGCCAGCGUAAAUCCUUUGGUGCCUCCUAUUCAUCUAAGGAAUUAUCUAGAGAACUGAAUUCUUCAUUCAGAAAUAAAGAUCCUGGAGCCGUUUCAAUUGACAUAAAGCCUGUUUCAAAAUCUCCAUCAAUUGGUUUUAAGUCGCUUUCUGGACGUUUGCAAUCCUUUGCCAGAAGAAGCACCUCUGUAAAAGCUACGAAUUAUGCUUUGGCAGAUUUGCAGGUUGCUACUGCUAACUUUGCACCCGCUCGCCUUCUUGGGCAGGGUACCAUUGGACGUGUCUAUAGGGCUAAAUAUGAUGAUGGGAAGGUUUUGGCAGUGAAAAAGAUUGACUCCUCACUAUUUCAAGGCUCAGCGCCACAAGAAUUUUCUGACAUUGUUGUAAAUAUCUCCAAGAUUCGCAAUGCCAACAUCGCCGAACUUGUUGGUUAUUGUUCAGAACACGGGCAUAACAUGUUAAUUUACGAGUACUUCAGGAAUGGCUCGCUUCAUGAAUUCUUACACAUGUCAGAUGACUACAGUAAUCCCCUAACUUGGAACACAAGAGUCAGAAUUGCUUUAGGCACUGCCCGGGCUGUUGAGUAA